CGGUGGACAUAAUUUUUGGCUAUAAAGCCACUUCCACCAUUUAACUCAUCACUCACCAUUUCUCUCUCUCUCUCUCAAUCACCAUCUCACCAACUUUUUCCUAGUUGUCUUUCCCAAGUCUCGAAGAUGCCUUCAGCUGAAUCACCAUCACCUUCUUCCCAAACCAUAUGCGUCACCGGCGCUGGUGGCUUCAUCGCCUCUUGGAUGGUCAAACUUCUCUUGGAGAAAGGCUACACUGUCCGAGGAACCCUUAGAAACCCAGAUGAUCCGAAGAACGGCCACUUGAAGGAGUUUGAAGGAGCUUCGGAGAGGCUAACUCUGCAUAAGGUUGAUCUUCUUGACCUUAACUCCGUUGAACAAGUCAUCAACGGUUGUCAUGGUGUCUUUCACACAGCUUCUCCCGUAACUGAUAACCCCGAAGAAAUGGUGGAGCCAGCGGUGAAUGGAGCGCAGAAUGUGAUAGUUGCAGCUGCAGAAGCAAAAGUGCGACGUGUGGUGUUCACCUCAUCAAUUGGCGCUGUCUAUAUGGACCCCAGUAGGAGUAUGGAUGUGGUGGUUGAUGAGUCUUGUUGGAGUGAUUUAGAAUAUUGCAAAAACACCAAGAACUGGUAUUGCUACGGGAAAGCUGUGGCUGAACAAGCAGCAUGGGAUACAGCAAAAGAGAAAGGGGUGGACUUGGUUGUAGUGAACCCAGUUUUGGUUCUUGGACCAUUACUACAACCCACCAUCAAUGCUAGCACAAUUCACAUCCUUAAGUACCUCACUGGUUCUGCUAAGACAUAUGCAAAUGCCACACAAGCUUAUGUGCAUGUUAAGGAUGUAGCAUUAGCCCACAUACUUGUUUAUGAGAAGCCUUCUGCUUCUGGUCGUUACAUAUGUGCUGAAAGUUCGCUGCACCGUGGAGAGCUAGUUGAAAUUCUUGCCAAGCAUUUCCCAGGGUAUCCAAUUCCUUCCAAGUGUUCAGAUGAAAAGAAUCCAAGAGCAAAACCCUAUACCUUUUCAAAUCAAAAGCUGAAAGAUUUGGGAUUAGAAUUCACUCCAGUGAGUCAGUGUUUAUAUGAAACCGUUAGGAGCCUUCAGGAGAAAGGCCACCUUGCUGUUCCUCCAAAGCAAGAAGAUUCUACUACAGUGAAAUCUUAAACAAGUUACCCUUUUCUUAUUUACUUUGUCAAAAAGCUUAAUCCAGGAGAAGCAGCUUCAGCUUUUAGCAAUCUGAGGUCAUGUUAUAUUAUAGCGAUUACUACAAUAGAAAAAAGACACCUGCAAAUUGUUGCCGUGUCUGAACCUAAUAAUAUUGGAUUUUCUUAACAUUUUCCCAUGCAAUAACCUCCAUCCUCUAGUCCACCAGGAUGGGGGAAAAGGGUAGUUGGUGGAACAAUAUGAUUGUCACUUGGUAUCGGGUACAUUAUAGAAACAAUUCAUUACAAAAAUUACGAGCUUAAUGCACUUUCGAUCUUUUAAU
Molecule: messenger RNA, 1462 nt
Organism: Abrus precatorius (Indian licorice)
Lineage: Eukaryota; Viridiplantae; Streptophyta; Magnoliopsida; Fabales; Fabaceae
Product: cinnamoyl-CoA reductase 1-like
Exons: 5
Coding region: 127-1140 (337 amino acids)
Molecular function (GO): oxidoreductase activity, acting on the CH-OH group of donors, NAD or NADP as acceptor
Source: RefSeq, a predicted model, not a curated record